This is a messenger RNA of Daphnia carinata, 3525 nucleotides long. Its product is annotated as serine/threonine-protein kinase B-raf-like. The coding region runs from base 34 to 2589 and encodes 851 amino acids. The record is from RefSeq and is a predicted model, not a curated record. Gene Ontology annotation, biological process: protein phosphorylation; signal transduction. Lineage: Eukaryota; Metazoa; Arthropoda; Branchiopoda; Diplostraca; Daphniidae. Gene Ontology annotation, molecular function: protein kinase activity; ATP binding. The transcript has 14 exons.
UGGGAGAAGAAGGGGAGAGAAAAUCGGUCCAAGAUGGCCGUGAACGAGACUCUUCUCGGCAGUACAAUGACGAAUUUCACUCUUCCCAGCCCAAAGAGACAUCGUAAAUAUGAAGAAACGGGAACGAUUCACGAUGAGCUGCGGAACAUUCAGAGUGUCAUCCGUCUCACCAAGGAGAAUAUUGAUGCCCUAAAUGCCCAAUUUGCUGGAUUUCAGCAUCCACCUUUGAUGUACAUAGCUGAAUAUAAUGAACUGACAAGCAAGUUGCACGAAUUCAAAGCCCGGGAGCAAGAACUCAUCGAGCGGGUAAGCGCAGUUACAGCGUCUAAUGGUCGACAGAGCCCUGGUGGUCACCGUAUAGAAGACUGUACCGAUGCCGACCAACCGCCACACCUGAAAGCUGGAUUUGUUCCGGAUAGUGGUGGAGGUGGGCAUCGGCACGGUCAACAGCAACAUCAUUCUCAUCAUCAUCAAGCGCCUGCCCAGCCUUUAGUCGCAAUCCCGCCACCCCCUCGGUCACCGCUUAAGUCAGUCGUACGCGCCUACCUGCCCAAUGAGCAAAGGACCAUUGUACAAGUCAAGCCGGGUCAAACAGUUCGCGAAGCCCUAUCUAAAGCUAUGAAACUGCGCAAGCUAGAUCCUUCUACAUGUAACGUCUAUCGUUGUACACAGCCAGAGUCGAAAGUACAAUGGGAUGCAGACAUAGCAUCGGUCGAAGGUGGUGAGAUUCGCGUGAAACUCAAAGAGAAUUUCUCUGUCACUACCAGCAUAUCUCACAAUUUUGUUCGUAAAACAUUUUUUUCCUUGGCUUACUGUGAAUCCUGCCGGCGCCUUCUUUUUCAAGGCUUCUACUGCCGGACGUGCGGGUAUCGCUUUCAUCAGCGCUGUGCUGCUGCCGUCCCACCCUUGUGCAAUCCGGCUCACGUGGCCGAAAACACACUUCUCCAGAUGUUAAUAUCGUGUCCAGAAGGUCCUGAAACCUUCUCAGGGGGCCUUGCUUACCCGACUUCAUUCCAGCCAAUACUGAUCCCACGACGCCACCCGCCACCCUUAGCACAGCGAGAACGAUCCACAUCGGCUCCCAACGUUUGUUACAACAUGGUCGGCAAUCAGAGUGGCAUGGACUCCGCUUUAGAGGACUGGACGUACCGUGUCAAAAUGCAAAACAUGGCCGCAACAGAAGCUGGCCUGAUCAGUUUAACACGAUUCGUACAAAACCGGAGCAACAACAACAAAGGCUUGAACGGCAUCCGGGAAGAGCAGCAUGAGAACCAGCCACCCGAGCCGCAACAGCAGCAUCAACAGCCGCAUGUCGCAGGGAGGCAUGCCUGGGCUCUCCCGUUCACCAAUCUGGCUAUAGGACUUACGUUGCCCACCUCCAAUGGCAGCUACUUUCACCGAGUAACCAACUUCAUGGGAGGUGGCGGUGGCAACGGAGGAGUCCCACCCACUCUGAGUGGUCUGGGCGGGGCUUCCAGCCCAGGAAGCAGCCCGACAAAACCCUCGCAUAGUCACAGUGCUCAGGCUAGCCCUACAAACACGCUGAGGCCAUGGAGGCCACGAGCGAGAAGCGCAGACGAAAGUAGCAAAAAGGUGCGAGCGUCACGAGAAUCGAUCGAAGACUGGGAGAUCCCAGCAGACGAGAUUCUUAUCGGUCCACGUAUCGGAUCCGGCUCUUUCGGAACAGUAUAUCGCGGUCAUUGGCAUGGACCAGUCGCUGUUAAAACCCUUAAUGUCAAAGAUCCCACGCCAGCUCAGUUACAGGCAUUCAAAAAUGAAGUGGCUGUUUUAAGAAAAACUAGACAUGUCAAUAUUUUACUCUUCAUGGGAUGCGUGAGCAAGCCACAAUUGGCCAUCGUGACUCAAUGGUGUGAAGGCUCAUCGCUCUACAAACAUCUCCACGUACUUGAGACCAAGUUCGAGCUGUUAACGCUCAUCGAGACGGCGCGUCAAACAGCUCAGGGCAUGGAUUAUCUUCACGCCAAAAAUAUUAUUCAUCGUGAUCUUAAGAGCAACAACAUUUUCUUGCACGACGACCUGACUGUCAAAAUUGGUGAUUUCGGACUUGCAACGGUCAAAACGCGCUGGUCGGGAUCUCAUCAGUUUCAGCAACCUUCCGGAUCAAUACUUUGGAUGGCACCUGAAGUGAUACGGAUGAAGGACGAAAAUCCGUAUAGUUUCCAAUCAGACGUGUACGCAUUCGGCGUUGUACUCUACGAGCUUUUCAGUGGCCAGCUACCUUAUUCGCACAUAAGCAACAAAGAUCAGAUACUGUUUAUGGUGGGUCGAGGAUUCCUCCGUCCUGACUUGGGUCAUGUCCGAUCAGAUACUCCGAAAGCAUUACGCCGACUGCUGGAAUCAUCGAUCAAGUUUACGCGAGAAGAACGGCCUCUCUUUCGCCAGAUACUCGUCUCUCUCGAGAGCCUUUCGCGCUCCCUACCUAAAAUCCAUCGCUCUGCAUCCGAACCCACGCUGAGCGGCAGUCAUUUCCAAUCGGAAGAUAUUUACUUUGCCUACGCCCUGCCCAAGACUCCUAUGAACGCCCAAUUUGGCGCUUUCCCCCUCUUCAACACGGGAGGUGUCAUUUAAACAUUGAAGAGAGGAAACGAAAAAGAAAAAAAAGGGGGGAGGGAUUGGAAUUUUAACAAAAAAAAAAAGCCGUUGUGGCGCCACCCCUGCCCUCUCGCGAUAAUUUUUCUAAACGCAAGUUCAAAAUAUUGUUUCAAUUCUUAAGCUUUAAAUGAUUAAAAAAAAAAGGCAAACAGACAGACAAAUAGCUGAUGACCCCGUUUUUUAAAAUCAUUUUUAUUUACUUCUAGAGGAGUUGGUUACGCUACCUUCCCGAACUAGCAUAGGGAUGUAUUGUACACAAUAUUAUUGGCACCAUUGGUUGUGUUGCGUAAACAACAAGUUGACUGUCCCUUCGUAAACCAGAUAUCUAUUGUACCUUCUGUCGUCCGUUCGCCCUCCCAUUUCUCAAUCGACAACAAAGUCUUGAAAUUUUCUCGCACACGUUUCAUGACUUCAUCCCCCCGCUCUUUUUUCUGUUCCUCCGCCCGGCGCUGUUCGUUAUCCUAAUUACUAUUCCCUCCACCCGAUAUGCUCUUAUUCUCUUCAAAUUUUUUGGGUUUUGUGCAUGCGAAUGUGCUAUGUUUUCGUUCUCUCCCUCCCCCCUUUCUUCACCUUACAUGUAAACAUUUCAAAUCUAGAUGACCACGUGUGGUCUCCCCCUCGAUACGGGGGGUGGGAAAAAACCGAAAAACAAAAGAAGAAAAAAAUACCACAAAACAAAAUUGUAUCCCUCCAUAUUGACAUUACGUAUAGGUGAAGAAAAAAAAAAGUGGUGAUGCAAGAAAAAAGAAAAGGUACCAACGGAGAAACAAAAGUAAAACAAACAUUGAAAUAACUGUCCUAGCUGUGGUUUUCCUGUCCACUUGUGUCAUGCUUUCAUCUCCUCUGCUGUAUAUAUAUCCCGACCGUUGCGAUAAAAACCAUUCAAAUAAACAUGAAAUGCCUGAAAUCGAA